UCACGAGAUAAAAGAUGACGGAUAAAAACGAUUACAGUGUACAGCUGGAUCCGGAAACAAAAAAGCAUUGUACGUUGCAUUUGUUCAAAAACGUAGAAAAUACUGCGGAAAUAAGAAAAAAAGUUAUCUCUGGCGAUCUCGCAUGUUGCAUUCUGAAACUUGCAUAUAUAGCGGAUCCAUUUCAGAUCGUAGUAGCCGCCAAUAAAGCGGCUAUCAAUGAAAGUUGUAAUCGGUUAAUUACAAAAAACAAAUCUACAGAGAUCCUGUUUUAUCUCUCGAUAACCAAAAAUAUAUCGAAAUCGUUAACGGACUUCGGAGCAAGCGACAACGAUAAGAAUAUAUUGGUCGUAACGAUUCACGAAGCAGAGGAACGAGACACCGUUUCAAAAAUGAUCGUCGAUAACAUAAAAGGGGAAAGACUAGCGUUAGAGGAGCUGAAAGAAUUGACGAAUUUGGAACUUGCAAAGAGAUAUUAUAAAAUCGAUAACGAGGAAUUAAAUGUAUCCACUUGUACGGAUUCGAUAAUAUCUAGGAUCGCUUGCAAAGACUUUUCUUCGUCGAGAUCGUAACAGGU
Molecule: messenger RNA, 574 nt
Organism: Vespula vulgaris
Lineage: Eukaryota; Metazoa; Arthropoda; Insecta; Hymenoptera; Vespidae
Product: EKC/KEOPS complex subunit TPRKB-like
Exons: 1
Coding region: 15-569 (184 amino acids)
Biological process (GO): telomere maintenance via recombination; tRNA threonylcarbamoyladenosine modification
Cellular component (GO): nucleus; EKC/KEOPS complex; cytosol
Source: RefSeq, a predicted model, not a curated record